AUGGGCUACCAGAACACACCCUACCCCCGCCCCCUCGUUCCCAACAACCCAGACUGUGCUCCCGUCGAUUUCCGCGCGUUCUAUCCCUACACCCCCAACGAGGUCAAGCACAGGAAAAGGACAACCAGUGCCCAGCUCAAGGUCCUCGAGUCCGUCUUUAAAAAUGAUACCAAGCCCAAUGCCGCCCUCCGCAGUGAGCUUGCCCUCCAGCUCGACAUGACUCCCCGCGGUGUCCAGGUCUGGUUCCAGAAUCGCCGAGCGAAGGAAAAGGUCAAGGGUGGUAAGGGCGCUCUGUCCAAGGUGUCCAUCGAGGAUUUCAAGGACGACGACUACUCUUCGCUCCCUGGCAAGGACGACGUUUCUGACUCCCUCCAGCGUCAAGGCUCGUCGCAUGACGAAAUAGACGCGUAUUCUCUCUCUCCGAAUGCCACCACACCCGCACCAAUCUCUCCACCAAGUCUUCGUCUCGUCACCGACUCGAAUAACUUCCCUUGGCAAAACUCUCCUGUAGACCCUGCACCAGACAGCGCCACCCUGCCUAUCCGUCCUCCUACCAACACAUUCGUUUCUUCCAAUUCCGACAGUAGCUCCAGUAGCUCAGGGAACAACCCUGAUCUCCACAUACACAGACGCGGCUCGCUUCCUCUCAACGCGUUUCCCCAGCCCAAUUCCUCCAUGGACAGUCCCAACACUGAAUUUGAUCCUUUCCUUCGCCGCUGCUCCGUUGAUGCUAGCCUGGCACGUCUCGCUUCGAACCCCUUUGCUAGUUUGGCCAGGGCAAAAAAUAGCGCGUUGUAUGGUCCAGGGGUAGGUGUUGUGAUGCCAGGCGCUAAUAACGGCACUCGCCACCAACAUCAGCUUAAUCGCAUGCCUUAUGGAUACCAUCCACCACCUCAUCAGAGGCGUGGCAUGCUGUCCGGUUUCGCAUCUAUGCCCCAGCAGGCGAGCCUGCGUCGCCUUUCGAUGGACUCCCGUUCAACCCGUUUCCCUUCUAUCACUAGGACCCAUCAAAGUCAAUCUCCCUCUCCUGUCACCACACCUUACAACGCCGCUAUCAGGGUCUCUCUUCCCGACCAGCGCUUGUAUGCGCUCUCGCAGCGCCCUUUGGCGUCUCCAAUCCCAGGGCCUUUGCCCUCGCCUGGGUUCUCGUUUGGUGCUGCCAAUACGCCUCCUAUGGCUUCGCCUAGCUCUGGCGAUAGUGAGCGCAAUUCUCCAGACUCGCUGCGAUCAUUUAGCUUCCGAGGAGACGAUGAGGACAGCGCUAUGUCGCCUUCAUACGAUGCCUAUUCCCGUUUCGGUUCGAUAGCGUCGAUCGCCACUAGUGAUUCGAGCAUCACCAGUUCGUAUUACGGCGACAUCGGGGGCCCUGCUGUUGAUCAUCGCUUGGCGGAGGAAAGAAGAGACUCUUGUGCGUCGGGGCAUUUCUUGGGGAUGAUGUCGGGUCUUGAUGUCGGCCAUGGUGCAGAGAGCAUGCACGUACCGACUUACACGCCGCAAGAGGAUUAUCAAUACUCAAAUGUGACUGAUGGUGUCGAAUUGACGGCUACUUCGAAUGUGCAGCAUCAACACCACCACCAACAGCAGCAAGUGCAGCCAAAUUCUGAUCCCAACUACCCUUCCCCCACCUCUACAAUAACCCCGAGGGACAGCCCGCAUGCACAAGACACAACAGUGGUUACUGGAACACCUCCUAUCUCUAUCUCCACUUCUAGCGAGCUGGCGUUCGCGUUGGACAGCAAAUCUAACCAGAAGGCAAACGGACAGGAGCAGUAUUUGACAUACGGUAGCGAGCCUCAAGUGGCUUCGGAGCAGGACGGCGCUUCUUACUACCCUGCGCAGAAUCAAGACGCCCAUACCCAGGAUUCACAGCAAGAAAUUACAUUCCCUACUUCCAACUAUUCCGAGAGUUACUCAGGCGACGCCUCUCAACAACAACACCAGCAGCAGCAGCAGGUGGAUAUGUUUAACGUCUUCGAUCCUUCUGGACAUUAUGCGGACCCACUGCCCGCCACAAUGCCUGCGGCGAAUAUCGGUAACGGCAUGAACGCAUUUGUUGCCUACACGUAA
Molecule: messenger RNA, 2067 nt
Organism: Psilocybe cubensis
Lineage: Eukaryota; Fungi; Basidiomycota; Agaricomycetes; Agaricales; Agrocybaceae
Exons: 5
Coding region: 1-2067 (688 amino acids)
Biological process (GO): cell differentiation; regulation of transcription by RNA polymerase II
Molecular function (GO): DNA-binding transcription factor activity, RNA polymerase II-specific; RNA polymerase II cis-regulatory region sequence-specific DNA binding
Source: RefSeq, a predicted model, not a curated record